This is a messenger RNA of Paraphaeosphaeria sporulosa, 1652 nucleotides long. RefSeq names its product FAD/NAD(P)-binding domain-containing protein. The transcript has a single exon. Bases 307 to 1524 code for a protein of 405 amino acids. The record is from RefSeq and is a predicted model, not a curated record. Gene Ontology annotation, molecular function: FAD binding. NCBI's taxonomy places the organism in Eukaryota, Fungi, Ascomycota, Dothideomycetes, Pleosporales, Didymosphaeriaceae.
GCCCGAACGAGCGCGCUGAGGAUCCGAAAACCUCACGAAGUAGCUGAGAUGCUCGGGUAUAUAAUGGACACAGUAUCGCUGCUUCCAGAUGGCUACAACAAUCGCCUGAAGCAUCUUUACUGCCAAUUCGACCUCUUUGCAAGCCCGCUGUAUACUGCAGUUUCGCCAACCUUUCAGCCUACACUUACGCAAACUUUCAAGCAUUCUUGAAGAAGCAGUACCAGAAGUCUUGGAUAGUCAUCACACUCGCAUUCCCAACAACACACUUUCAGCCUUCUGAUCAUACACAAAAUCCUUGCCGCGACCAUGACAGCCACAACUCCUAAGAUCGCCCUGAUCGGCGCCGGUCCAACAUCUCUCACUCUCGCCGCCAUUCUCCACCGCAACGCCAUCCCCUUCACCAUUUACGAAGCCGCGUCAACCCUGCGCCACCAAGGCGGCACCCUAGACCUGCACCCGCAGACUGGCCAGCAGGCCCUGCGCGAAGCCGGUCUAUGGGACGAGUUUGUAAAGCAUGCGAGGCCGGAAAGCGACUGCAUGAAGCUGGUUGAACUUGAGAGCGGUGAGGUGUUCUGGGAUGAGAAUGCGGGCGAUGGGCAGUCUGGAGAGGAGACGAAGAAGAGUCUAGAAGACUCGUUGAAGGGGCGCCCGGAGAUUGAUCGGGAGUGGCUGAUGAAGAUCACGUACGGAGCGCUUCCGGAGGAGAGCGUCAAGUGGGGUAAAAAGCUCAAGGAGGUCCUGCCAAACUCAAUGGACCCAAAGAAGCACGAUUUAUACUUCACAGAUGGAUCGAAAGAGGAGAGGGUCGAUCUCGUUGUGGGGGCCGACGGCGCGUGGUCGAAGGUUCGGAACCUUCUCACCGACGUGAAGCCGCACUACUCUGGCAUAUCAGCCGUCGAGCUUUGGCACCACGAUGUGCAGAGCGAGCCUUGGCUGUUGAAUUACGUGGGUGCAGGCUCGUGCUUCGCCUUUGCGGAAGGAAGCGCAAUUUUGUCGCAGCGACAAGGUGACGGAAGCUUGCGCACCUACGCGUGUCUCCGCGUGCCUGAAACCUUUUUCGAUGAUUGUGGGAUCGAUUGGGACAGCGAAGACACCGCACGCACGCAGUUCAUCGAUCGCUACUUCAGCCAUGUGUCUCCGGAUCUGCAGCGCGUACUCGCGUUAUCAAAAGACAGGCUGACGCCCCGCGCUCUGUAUGAGCUACCGAUUGGGUUCUCAUACCCUCAUCGUCCAGGAAUCACUCUGAUUGGCGAUGCUGCACAUCUCAUGACGCCGUUCGCUGGCGUGGGUGUGAACGUUGGGAUGACCGAUGCCCUCGUGCUGGCCAAGGAGAUUCUCGCUAGCUGCAGAGGAGAACAGAGUGUGGACAGGGCGGUUGGUGCAUAUGAGAAGGAACUAUGGCCACGAGCGAGGAAGUACAUGGAGAAGACGGCGAAGGGAAAAGAGAGACACUUCCGCGCGGGUGGGUCGAAAGAGAUGGCGGACAUGUUAAGAGCGUUCCAUGCCGGGCAGAAGCCGGAAUAGGGCUCUUAUGGCGAGCUUCAGGGUUAAAGCUUCAGGGUUACUCAUUGGGCGACAAGUUCUCAGAAACUAGAUUGAAUAUUAGCUCGUAGAUUUCCAAGAUUUGCUAAAGCCCGUAACUCCAUCGAGAG